CGCACUCCGGCGGUAUUCGUCAACGGCCCUGCCGCGGUCACACUGGUGAAUCGGGAUAAAUCGCGGAAAAAAAAGGCAGCCGCAUUUUGUAAAUUAAGUCCGAAUUACAACCGAUCCGGAUCUUUUGCUAGGAACAGAAAAUCACAACGGCGAUAAAAGAGAAGUGCGGAAAACAGGCAGAGAAGUGAAGAAAAAGGCGUACAUACAAACGCACGUACACACGUCUCGUCUCGCCUCGCUCGACGAAGGAAUAUAUGUAUCCGUCUGGGUGUGCGUGUGUUGGUGUGCGCUGCAGCAGCAGCUUCUAGGCGUGAAAGAGAGAGGGAUAGAUUCCCUUUCGACUCGCCAGUCGCGACUUUUGGAGCGUCUCGCGAGAGAGCGAAAGAGAGACAGUGAAGUGAGGCAGAGAGCGAGGGCCAUGGACGGCGUUUGGAUGUUUUUGGGGAACAAAGGCGUCAAGAGCUAAAAUGAUUUGGCACAGCAGCGGCGAUAUAUUUUGGAUACGCAGCCAAAGCCAAAUCCAAGCCAUCCAAAACGAUAACCAAUUCCAACUCCAACUCCAAUCGCUGUGUGUAUGUGUGUGUCUCGACGAAAAGCCGUGGAAAAAGACGCACGCACACACACGCACACUGGGGCAGCAGCAGCAGCAGCAGACAAAGCAUCGUUUUGCGAGUGCGAGCGAGAGGCAAUAGCGCCUUAGUGAAUAAUUCAUUUAAGACUGUCCUGCAGAAUGGUCGUCGGCUCGAAUCACACGCGGCGCGGUGAAACUGGCAGCAGAUUUACAAACAGCAGCAGCUCCAGUGGCUCAAACGGUGUCUCCACCGCCUCGGCCAGCAGCACCACCAGCGCAACGUCUUCACUAGCCAGCAGUUCCAAUUCCACGUCGACCACGACGGCGACGGCUGCGGCUCUGCUGUCGUCCAUGUCCCACAAGGGUCAUGGCCCACCGCCAUCAGCGCACCACCAGGCGAACCAGCAACAACAGCAGCAGCAGCACCACCACCAGGCGGCCAACCACCACCCACAUGCCCCCCACUAUCAGCAGGCGAAUCCGCACACCAGCCACCACCAGCAGUCGCAUCACUCCUCGAAUGGCGGUGGCGGAGGAGGUGGUGGAUCUGCUGGAUCGGGAUCGGGAUCGGUGGUCAGUGGACUCAAUGGCUGCAACGGCAGCGCCGUCAGUCGCCUGUCGCAAUCCACUGGGAUGUCGCCGCGUGAACUAUCCGAGAACGAUGACCUGGCCACAUCGUUGAUCCUCGAUCCACAUCUCGGUUUCCAGACUCACAAGAUGAACAUACGCUUUCGUCCUCUGAAGGUGGACACACAGCAGCUGAAGGCCAUCGUGGAUGACUUUAUCCACACCCAGAACUACGAUGUGGCCAUUCAGCGCAUCUACGAUGGUCCGUGGAUACCGCGUCAUCUCAAGAACAAGAAUAAGAUUGCCACCAAGCGGCUCCGCGAUCAUAUUGUCCGAUACCUGCGCGUUUUCGACAAGGACAGUGGCUUUGCCAUCGAGGCCUGCUACAGAUAUUCACUGGAAGAGCAACGCGGCGCCAAGAUAAGUUCGACCAAGCGCUGGUCAAAGAACGACAAGAUCGAAUGCCUGGUGGGCUGCAUCGCCGAGCUGACGGAGGCGGAGGAGGCCGCCCUGCUGCACUCGGGCAAGAAUGACUUUUCGGUGAUGUACAGCUGCCGCAAGAAUUGCGCCCAACUGUGGCUGGGACCGGCUGCCUACAUUAAUCACGAUUGUCGCGCCAAUUGCAAGUUUUUGGCCACCGGCAGGGAUACCGCGUGUGUUAAGGUCUUGCGCGACAUCGAGGUGGGCGAGGAGAUAACCUGUUUCUAUGGAGAGGACUUCUUUGGGGACUCCAAUCGCUAUUGCGAGUGCGAGACGUGCGAACGCCGUGGAGCCGGCGCCUUUGCCGGCAAGGAUGAUGGCCUAAUGCUGGGUCUCAGCAUGGGACUCGGCCUGGCCACCAGUGGACCCGGCAAUAAUGGUGGCUAUCGCCUGCGGGAGACGGACAAUCGGAUUAAUCGCAUCAAGAGCCGGGCCAACUCUACGAACAGCACCUCGAACAGCAAUAGCAACACAAAUGAUUCCACUGGCACCAGCGAGAGUAGCAGCACGAACGGAUUGGUCGUUUCUGGCGGCGGCGGCGGAGGAGGCGGAGCAGCAGCGGCGGCUGGUGGAGCGACCGGUACUUCAGGAGCCACUGGAGGAGCAGCAGUGCCGGCGACAUCGCAGCCACCAACUGGCGGCGGCAAGGAGGCCACUGCCCCUGUCUCUCUGCUCGAAAAGAAACUGCCAAACGUUGUGGUCUCACCACUGACCAUGAAGGAGCUGCGCCAGAAGGGCAUGACCAAGUACGAUGCCGAGAUGAUAAUGGCCAAUGCAGCCUACCAGCAGCAGCACCACCAUCAGCAUCAUUUCCAUCACCACCAUCAUCAUCAUCACCAUCACCACAAUCAUGGCCAGCAUGCCAGUACUGGAGCCGAGGCCACAGCGGCUGUGCAGCAAUUGGCCGCCAUGCAGAAGCCAGGCGGAGGAGGAGGGGCAACCGGAACUGGAACUGGAGCAGGUGCAGGUGCUGGAGCAACAACAGUGGGUGGCGUGGCCGGCGGAGCGGGCUCCGAGGUUAAUGGCGGUCGCUCCAGCAAUCUGCGCAAAUCGAUGCGUGUGAACAGCACUAGCAGCAGCAUCUCGACCGCCUCCACGGACGAGGUGGUGGUGGCCCCAGUGGUCGUUGCAAAUAUUCCGCUGUCCACCAAGGCACCUGUGGUCCUAGUGCCGCGCUGCAAGCCCGCCCAAAUGGCCAUUGCCGCACUGCAUCAGAGGCAGCAGCGCCAGUUGAGACGCAGUGAACGCCAGAAGGAGAAGCUCACGGACGGCGAGAGCAGUGACACCAGCAGCGAGCAGCAGAAGAGGGAGCACAACAAUCAACAGGAUCACCCGGUGCCGCCCAAAAUGUUCAUCCUGGCGGAAGAAGCACAUCCAGAGAAGACGGAGGAGAAGCAACAGGAACAGCAGCAGCAGCAGCAGCAGCAGCAGGAGAAGCGUGUGACGCGAAAUAGUGCGGGAAGAGGAGGAUUGGUAGCCAGAUUAGCCACUGCCCAUAACAAUAACAUUGCAACCACAACAAACAACAACAACAACAGCAGCAGCAGUAGCAGCAGCAGCAACAAAGCAACAACGAUUACAAAUUGUAAUAAUCAUAAUAGUAAUAAUAGCAGUAGAAUUAAUCAUAAUUCUAAUCUUAGCGGUAGACUUAGUGUUAAAUCGAAGAAGCCAGCACCAAGUGAGGCCUCGUCCACACCCUCAUCCACAUCCACAUCCUCAGAAAAUCAGCAUCAGCAGCAUCAGCAGGCAACGCGUCGCAGUCGCAGCCCGAGUCCCGCCUACAAGAAGAACCUUUUAGCCAGCUUCGAUCCCGAUAUUCCUUCCAACCAAGCAACAAUCAAGGAGCAACAACAGCUGGAUAAGCAAAAGCAAAGGGACGAGGGAGCUACAAAUCCCCCGGUCAAACAGAAAAGAAGUCGCAGGGCAGCUGCCUUGGCAGCGGCGCAGAGUAUCCACUGCGAGGCUUUGGGUGGAUUCUCAUCGGGAUCUAGUGGUGGGCAGCGCAAGAGAGCAAACCAGGCAGCAGGAGAAGCUGCCACCUCAUCGUCCUCCUCCUCGAGCAUCAGCAAUGUCGAGCCGCUGCUCAAAACCCCAGAGCGCCGGCUGAAAUUAACGUUACGUAUGAAGCGUUCCCCAAUUCUGGACGAAGUUAUUGAGCUCGGAACGAGUCUGAGCAAUGGUGGCGCUGGUCGAAAUGCAUCGGGUUCCCAUCGCGGAGGAACAGGUGGAGAUGGAUCUGGUAGAGCUGCGCUAAAUCUAACCGGCAGCAGUUCCAAUGGCAUUGAGUACGAGAUCCUGCGCAUGGAGGGCAUUUCCGAGCAUGGCAACGAUGACGACGACGACGAAGAGGAGGAGGAAGAGGAGGAAGACGAAGCGCCAGCUGCGGAAGAAGAGGACGAGCCGCCGCCAAAGGAGGAGGAGCUGCAGCUGCCCACCAAGAAGCAGAGGAAGAAACAGCGCAGCCGAAGCAGGAGCAGCCAACGCAGAUCGCCAGCGCCGAGCAGUAGCAGUGUAUAUGGCACUCCGCAGAAGAAGCGACUCCGUCUGAUCUUUGGCAACGAAUCCCAUACCAUAGACAUUCCACCAGCAGCAGCCGAGGGAGCGGGCAGCGGCAUGGAUGACCUAAACAGCAGCGGAGGCGGUGGCGAUGAGUCCUUCAAUGUCUCAUAUGCCAGCAGCACUAGUUUGACGGUCAACACCUCCUCCAGCAGUACCAGUUCAUCCGGUGGCGGCGGCGGCGGGGGAGGUGCCACCUCAUCCUCUGGCGAGGCGGUGGACUCCUCAUCCACGGUGGGUGGAGGAGGAACCAUUGCUGCCCAAUCGCCCUCAUCCACGACCAGCAGCUCUUUUCAAUCGGCCUGCACAUCGACCACCAACAGCAAUAGCUACUUUCCCAAUGGCAAGCAGCGUGGAGCUGGCGAGGAUUCCUAUGCGAUGCACUACUACCAGCUGGGCAAGUUUGCUGGAACCUCGAGCCCAGGACAGGGACAGGCCAUUGUGAGCAGCAGCAGUGGUUCCUCGGGAGGAGGUGGCGGAGGUGGAGCUGGAUUCCUGAGCAUGCCCAAGCACACAUUCGGCACUUGCGCUCUUUUGGCGCCCACCAGUUUCGCCAGUCUGCAGAAUCAGCCGCAGAUAAACCAGCAAAAGUCCAGCGGUGGUGGCGGAGGAGGAGGGGUAGCAGUGGUGGCCACCUCUACAUCAACAGCAACGGCCGCCUCGCAUCAUCAUCAUAACAACCAUCAUGGCCAGAAAUAACCAACGACUGAUCUCCAAGCAAAUUGACUAAGCACAGCUGCCAUUGCCAAGAGAAGAGGAGGAGGAACGAUGAGGAGGAGGAUGAAAAAUCAGGACCAGGACAAGGAUAUGGAUAUGGAAAUGGAAAUGGAUUCGGAGGAGGAGCACCACGUGAAGCAUAGCAGGAAACGCAACGGGUGGAGACUACGGAUGGCUGCGCUGCUGGCGUCGUUGCCUCUGCUGCUGCUGAUGAACCUGUGACACCCUAUAGAUACCAGACCCUAGAUUAAGAUCUUAUAGUCCAUGUAGAUCCUUGUUGCAACCUUGAUUUUUCAUAUUCAGAAAGCAAAAAAACAGGCUGACAAAUUUUUGAAAAUCGAAUUCGGAUAUAUAUAUACAUAUACCUGAUUAUAA
Molecule: messenger RNA, 5266 nt
Organism: Drosophila suzukii
Lineage: Eukaryota; Metazoa; Arthropoda; Insecta; Diptera; Drosophilidae
Gene: Hmt4-20
Product: Histone methyltransferase 4-20
Cellular component (GO): nucleus
Molecular function (GO): protein binding; histone H4K20 methyltransferase activity
Source: RefSeq, a predicted model, not a curated record